Habropoda laboriosa is the source of this 3999-nucleotide messenger RNA. RefSeq names its product cilia- and flagella-associated protein 74-like. The transcript has 21 exons. The coding region runs from base 1 to 3999 and encodes 1332 amino acids. Lineage: Eukaryota; Metazoa; Arthropoda; Insecta; Hymenoptera; Apidae. The record is from RefSeq and is a predicted model, not a curated record.
AUGCAGGAAAAAGCGUGUCAGAUAUUGUCGAAGAAGCGACUUUUUCGAAAAGAAAGUAAAAGUUUGUUAGAUGAGAGGACUGUAGCGAGACUUAACAGAGAAGAUCUGGAAACUUGGAAAGGACUGUCGAAUUUAAAAAAAGAGAAGAAACUUUACCAGAAGAAAAGUGCAGAAUUAUCGCAGGAAGAUCGACGCGAAACUGCAAAGCAAAUUGAAGAGGACGAAACACGUUUGGCCGAAGAAUCGAAAGAUGUAGAAGUUGCAAAAGAACCUGGAAAACGUUCACGUAAAAUCCCAAUAAGAUGGGAGUAUGACAUUGACGAAGCAUUGCCAGCUGAUUCCGUAGUUUUUAAGAAAAUAAUGAAGUACGAAGAGGAAAGAAAGGAGAGAUCGAAGCUUCGUCAUGAAAGGACGAUAAUGAUUGUCAAAAAGAUUGUUCGAGAGAUGGAUACCGGCAUUCGUUUACCGAAGAAACGAAAAUACCGAAAGAAGUUCGAAGUAGAAGAAAUCUGCGAAGAAAGUUUCGAAGAAAUUUCCUUCGAGGAAGUUCACAGCCAGGAAUUACCAACGAUGCAAGAAAGUUUCCAAGGAAGUACUUCGAAGUUUCCCGAAGAGGAACAAAAAGUGGAAAAAAUGAAAGAAGAAAAAGAAGUUGAGAAGAAAGAAGAAGAAUUUCUUUCAGAAGUUGACUUAAAAAAAUCUCGAUCGUCGAUAGAACAAGUGUUUCCUCGAGACACCUGCUUUUUCGCAAUUCCAAGCGCCGUAAUUUUCGAGGAUUUCCAAGCGGGUAAAGUUUACUCUCGUAAAGUGGCGAUCAGAAACAAAACAGCGAAAUGGGCUUAUCUACGAUUUCACAGAAUACACACGGAAGUUUGGGAGCCUGGAAUUGUAGAGAUUGAUAUUAUGGACGCUGCAAGGGUGAAACCUGGCUUGCACGUAACAAUUAACGUGAAAUUUUCACCAAUCCACGAGGAGGAAGUGACAGCAGAGAUUUCUUUCCUAACUUUGAAUCCUGACGACACGAAAAAUUUUCACGAAUUUCGUGUUUCUGUCCGAUGCACUCCACAGACUGCUUUGCCUGUUCUGGACCCAAAGGAAGUUAGAUUUCCUUCAGCUCCAAUUUGGAAGUACGACGAUCGAAAGUUGAACGAAAGGAUUCUAACUGUUUCCAACGAAGGUGCAAAGUCUUGUUCCGUUGUAAUCGAGGAAAGAAAUAAUCGAGAAAAUUGUUUUUGGUGGUUCUGUGACCAGGCAGACUUGGAAAGUGCAAAAUCUUCUAUUUCAUGCAUAAGUCAGGAAUAUUCGAUAUACUUUUCAGAUGAAAACGAAAACGGAGAAAUCAACGAAAAAUCUGGAAAAAAAUAUCAGAUUGAAAUUCCCCCAACAUUCAAGUGCAAUUUGAGGAUCACUUUCAGACCAAAAUACGUUGGCUUGCAUCACGAGGUGCUGGAAAUCUGUUUCUUAAGCGAGGACAGGACACUUGGAAAACAGAGUGUCCCAGUUUGGACCGAAGUUACUGGCUACCCGAUUCACUUAGACCCACCUUGUAUCGAUCUAGGCAUUGCUACGAUCGACUCAGACGUUUGCCAACAAAGUUUCAAUAUUGUUAACACUGGACGUUCAAAUACAGAAAUCUUAACAAAAACACCGAAAUAUUUGGGCAAUCAAGUGUCAGUUCACCCAAAAUCGACAAUAGUGCAGUCAGAAUCAUUUUCUACCGUCGCUGUGAGAUUAAUCCCCGAAACGAAUAUCGUCAACAUUUCCAAACGAUUUUACGAUCGUUUAUCAAACAUGCUGGAGUUUCCACUUCAAGUGCAAAUUAUAUCUCAAGAUCAAGAAAACCCACCUCCGUUGAUCCUGAAAGUUUUAGCUACACUGACCACGUGUCAUGCUCUAGUAUUAGAACCAGCCCAUGUCGAUUUGGGAUACGUUUGCACACACGAGUCUGUUAAUACAGAAAUAACUCUGACGAACGAGUCUUUGUUGACUCAAAAGUACGCUUUCUUAAAUUUGCCAGCAUUUAUGGAGAUUCAGCCGAAUUAUGGUUUCGGAGCAAUUCUUCCUGGAGAGACUAUCAAGCUUGAUUUAAUUUAUUCCGCUUGUUUAACUGACAUUCCUGGGAACGAGAUUGGAGCUAAUGGUUUAUUUGGCGAACGAAGUUUCUGUAUAAAAGCAGUUACUCUAGCAGAGCUAGCUGGCAACAAGAAACAAAAAAUACUGAAUAAACUGAUGAAUCAGUUGAACAGAGAGACCGUAAUUCCUCGAGCUCGCGGUCUUCCACCUCCACUAUCUGUAAAUUUAAAAGUGCCUAAAACAGUACGUGCUAUCACUGACGGGAAUAAGUGUGACUUUGACGAUCUGACGAAUCAAUCAGAAGUGGACCAAGGUGGCAAAGAACGAUUUGCGUUAGAUAACGAAGAGACUGCAGAUGUAUCUCUAGAGAAACUUGGUUAUCUUGACGAAAGAAAGGAGAAGAAUACGAUAGACCUAUCUGUGUACAUUGUGGACACAUUCUGCGAGCUGAGUGAACAAAUAAUCGAAUUCCCUGCGACCCCCUGUGGCUCAUAUUCAGUGGCUUCUGUGCACCUGAGGGGCUUCAACAUGGCCUCUUACCCCAACUGCACUUGUGGAAUAGUGAAAAGUCAACAGAAAGAAUUCACAGCUCGUUACGAAUUCAAGACUUCCUCCGAUCGAAUUAAAAUUGUACCACAAUGUGGCACUUUGCAGAGCAGCGAACUUAUCCAGGUGAAUUUUAUGUUCGAACCAAGGCUACCCAAAAAUCUGAUCUCCGAAGAAGGACUUAAACUAAGAAUGAACAUCGAGGAACAGGAAGCAAAAUCUGAGAAAGACGAGAAAUCCACUCAAAAAGGGAAAGAAAAGAAGAGGAAAGUGACGAAGAAGGAAAAACCUGAUGAAAAAAAGGAACUUUCUGAUAUGGACAAGCUAGCUGGUGAAAUUAGGCUACUGGAAACCUUCGAACCACGCAUUGCCACGAUUUUUAUAACAUGCAUGAUAGAACUGGAAAUGAAAAACGGCUCGAAAUACGACGAACUAUUAUUCGCAAAAUUAACUUGCCCGAUUACCAGACCUGAAAUUUUAAUUCUGAACGAAAAUCGUGAAAUAAACUUUGGAUCAACAGCGAUCGACACUUCAUCGAGGAAAUUCCUCCUAAUAAAAAAUAUCUCCACCCGAAACGUGAAGAUUGAAGUGAGUCUAUUGGAUCCAUUUGGACCAUUUUUCGUGGCUCCAGGGAAAACGAUCGAAACAGGCUCGAUUUUGAAGCUCCCAGUUACGUACAAACCAACUGAAAACCACAAAGAAGAAAACGAAGAGUAUUUCGAAGUUUCCAGUUCUAGAACGAGGACAAAAUGGACGGUGAGAGUCUCAGGACGAGGAGUGGUGCCAUCUUAUGUCCUGAAACCUCGCUUUCGGGUGGCUCGUUUCGACGUUACCGAUGAGAAACAAGUAGAAAUGAGGAUAUCGAUACAAAAUACCGGCGUUUGUCCACUGAUCUUUCGACUUUUCCUGAUCGACGUGUUCGAGGGCGAAAUUCCGCAAGAAUCGGAGGAACUUCGGGAGGAAAUUGUUAAGAAGAAGAAGGAGAGAAGCGAGGGUGAAAGUGGAGGAAAAUCAGGGAGGAAAGUGGAAUACAGCGAUACUCUUCGACCUAACGAGGAAUUGGCUAUUUUCGGUGGAGUUCUUCGACGAUCUAUGGAUCGUAGUAGGUUCUCCUUUUCGAAUCUCGAUGAAAAUAUGCAGCUACUGGUUCCGGAAAGGAAGAAGGUGGAAUUCGGUGUGCAAUUUCACUCACUCCUCGAGGAGACCGUUUCCCAGUCGAAAGGUACAGCAGAAACGGCAUCGAGGAAAGGGAGGAAAGGUGGAACGGUGAAAAAAGUGGCCGAGGUGAAAAAGUCGAAUUACCGGCACGUGGCGGUGGUGAAAUUGACGCUGGGCAGGUCGACGGUGCAGGACUUGGUGAUGAUAUGCACCGGGAAAUAG